GGUUAUUUAAUAAGAGAACAUCAUUAUAAACAAGCUAUUCCUAUUAUUAUAGACGCGAAAGUUUUUAGGUAUGGAUGGAUAUUUGUUACUCUUUUACGCACUUCACUACUCAUCCACUGAUCGGAAUCCGAAAUUUGGUACACCGAUAGUUUAUAACUUACAUUAAAACAUAGGAUAGUUUUACCUCGAUUGCAUAUUCCCGAAGGAUCGCAUUCAGCUAGACUUUCAUAUUAAUAGCUCAGUCUACCUGACUUUAAGAAGCAAACACACCAAGUUUUACUAUCCCAAUGUCUACAGUCCGCACAAAAAGGUUUACAAGAAAAAUGAAAAUGUCAAAUUGCACUGUAUUUUUAGAUGCAGCUAUUGGAGCUACUCAUGUUUCCUUCUCACAAAUUUACCAAACCAAAUUGCAUUCGUUUAAGAAAGAGAUCAUAAUACUUGUUAACUUAUAAAGCGGUUUCCUCUGUGAAGUAUCAAUCGAUUUCCUAUCGCUAUGUACUGAGAGCUAAAUGUAAACUGUUUACGUUGCCGGCGCGGUUUUUACACGCGACGCACACUGGGGCAAGCUGUAUGAAGGCGAUGCCCAAAAUUGAAUUUCUAAAAUGAGGGUAUUUCAAGAAACUUAUGACAAAACAUCAAAGUUCGAUAUAUUUCGCAUCACAUAGCAUUGAUAUUAUCCAUCCAAAGGUUAUCAGUUCGCUAAUAUAUUGCCACAAAGUUGAUAGAAUUGAUAGUUGUUGCAUUUGCACUAUUUCGUCUGCGUGAUUCAAGUGUACAUAACUUCACUGUUAUUGAAGUUAUCCAAAAACUAAAAUAUGUCCAGUGAAGAUCAAGAUAUGUCGAAAAACGUCAUUAUCAGUAGAAAAACUUUAGUAGAAGUAUUUUUUAAGAGUAAAUAUAAAUCAUUUGAUAGUAAAUUUAAAGAAAUAAUAGAUUUUGUUGCUUCCCAAACGAAUUGUCCUACGCAAUCUCGUACAGAUUUAACUUUACAACUGCGUAACUUCAAGCGACAAUUUAACACGAAAUGGUUACUACACGGUAAACAUAGAGAAAGACUAUUCGCUAAUGAAAAGACUUGGUUGGAUGGAAGUUGUAAAUUUACACGUUUUGUAGUCAUAAACUCAGGAAGGCCCACUUCAAAUUUUAGUGACUCUAGCGAAAAUUCAAAACGCAGAAAAACAUCUAGUCUGCGUGCUGAGAUGGAUGCAGAUUUUUUAACUUAUGCAGCACAAAUGAAGCUAAGGUCCUCAGGUAGAACCACAGAAGCACAAGUUAUUAAAAAAAUGUCAGUAUGUCCCAAAUACGCAAAAGACUGUUUUGACAUAUCUACCGAAAUAAAGGUCAAGAAAAUAUCACCGCGGGAAGCACUUUCAUUACUAAUUGAGGCUCAACUAUCUCGUAAACAAUAUGAAAUUAUCAGAAACUACGCUAAAGAUAUUUUUCCAUCUUACAAGUUGGUGCAGGCAGAAAAGGCUCUUUGCUAUCCGAAAGACGUUCAGGUUACAGAAACUGAAGCUGUCGUGCCCCUUCAGUCGUUGCUUGAUCACACUGCCACUCGUCUGAUACAUUCACAAAAAAGUGUUCUUCUUACGCAGUCAAUAAGCUCUUCGGAUAAAAUUGUAUUGCAUACGAAAUGGGGUUUUGACGGAAGCUCCAGUCAUACCCAAUACAAACAAAAGUUUAUUUCGGAGACUGCUGACGACAAAUAUAUGUUUUUAAGUAGUCUCGUUCCAUUAAGACUUUCGUAUGAGAAAAAUGAUAGCACAGUUGUUUUGUGGCAAAAUCCAAAGCCUUCUUCAUCACGAUUUUGUCGGCCGAUAAGUCUCCAGUAUCGUAAAGAAACUGAUGAAUUAGUCAAAGCAAAAAAACAAGACAUUGAUCAACAAGUUGAAAAUUUGUCACCAACAAAGAUUAAAGUGAAUGAGAAUGUAUAUGAAGUUGUGCAUAAGGCUAUUUUUACAAUGGUGGAUGGUAAAUUAUGUAAUGCCCUCUCAGAUACGAAAUCUACAUUGAAGUGUUAUUUAUGUAAU
Molecule: messenger RNA, 2030 nt
Organism: Trichoplusia ni (cabbage looper)
Lineage: Eukaryota; Metazoa; Arthropoda; Insecta; Lepidoptera; Noctuidae
Exons: 2
Source: RefSeq, a predicted model, not a curated record